This is a messenger RNA of Amyelois transitella, 2347 nucleotides long. RefSeq lists its product as uncharacterized. The record is from RefSeq and is a predicted model, not a curated record. The transcript is spliced from 3 exons. The coding region runs from base 315 to 782 and encodes 155 amino acids. Gene Ontology annotation, biological process: regulation of synaptic transmission, cholinergic; sleep; positive regulation of voltage-gated potassium channel activity. NCBI's taxonomy places the organism in Eukaryota, Metazoa, Arthropoda, Insecta, Lepidoptera, Pyralidae.
UCAAAAGUUGGUUAGUCUCGCGCCGGCGCUAACCGCGGCCGAGUGAUUCAGCUCACUGCUGCCGGGUGUUAAGAGCCUUAUUAUUCGAUAUUUGGACAUGUACCGUUUCGCCACUGGGCUUGCUUCCUGUGAAUCACAAGUCGAACUCAAUAGCCGGUCGGUUUCAGUUUCGUUUCACACAUGGAGGCACGACGGCGACUCCGUAACGGUUAAUUAGCCACAAAUGUUUGUUUUAAAAUCCGCGAUCGUUUUUAUAAAGUGAACAACUGCUAUUAGCUCUUCACAGGAAUUUUAAGUGGAGUUUCAUUUAUAAUAUGGAUCAAACUUUGCUUAUGUUGGCGAUAAUUUUGUUUUUUAAUUGGGCAGAAGCCUUAAAGUGCUACUACUGCGAGCCCUUAGCUUCCAACUACCAAGACAUACGGUACACCAAGCCGUGCGAGAAAUUCGACAUGAGCGACAUGUACGUGGUGGAUUGCGACUCCUCGACCAUGUGCUUCAAGACACAGGUCGAUUUCGAUUUUGGGACUGGAGUAACAACGACCUACCAACGAGGCUGCGCUGCUCAAACUUUGAACGGAGACCAAAGGAACAUAGGCGGCAAAUGGACCCACGUGACCAAGAUAUACGAAGUGUACGAAGAAGGCUGCAAAGUUGAGAAGGACAGCGAGCGACUGACCACAGGCACACAUUGCUACUGUCGCGGGGACUAUUGCAAUGGCGCAUUUAAAAUAAACAGUCAUACAAUUAUAGUGAUAGUUAGCUUAAUUUUAUUAAUCGUAUAACAUAGUGUGCGAAUAUUUGAAAACCUAAAUCAAUAAUCGCUUUUUAAUAAUGGAGCAAAAUUAUUUAUAUGCUGUAUUCAGCAGUGUCAAAGCUGGAGUAGCUUAGGAUGAGAAUGCAAAAAAAUUUCGCUGCGUUGAACGAGAGACAGAAAAUGAAAGGCAAAUAUGGACCUAUGCACUGUAAGCUUUGGAAUGGUCAAUACUAUAAGUAAUCCAUUAGGUAAACAAUAAGCAACCUUGAACGAUUCUUAACUUUAAUUAAUAGUCAUGAGAAGAAUUUUAUCAAAUUCAUUAUUCAACAAAAAGACCUAUCAACAUUGUUUGCCUUUAUUUCGGUACCUAAGAAAUACACGAUUUUUUUUUGUUAUUUUUAUUUACACACUCUGUCACCGUGUGUGUGUAUGUCAGUAGAUUUCAUUUCCAACACGUCUCUCUCAUGUCUCUCUCAUCUCUGCAUGUUCCCGGGUGAACCCUCCACAGAAGUGUUUUGGGGCCCCGGGGUCCUCUGACCCGUUAUCGUCCACUCUUAAUAAACUGGUGUAAAUAUAUGUUAAAUCUACGGAAACAAAAGUGGAACAUAAAUGUGUAUAAGUAAUGCUAUUUUAAACUUUACAAAUAUGAGGUAAUGAGCUAAGGAUUUCAACGAAGGCCGUGCUUAAUGCGCGCUUUACAGAGGAUUCAUUAUGUAUGAUAUAUUAAUUCUGUACUUACGCAACAUUCAAUUUAAAUGCAAGACUGGGUGUUACAAGUAUUUAGAGUAUUUAGUACGUGAUAGAUUUUUAAUUAUACAAGUUAAUAUGCUUAAUACAUUGUUAAGCUUCCGGAUCUAGUUAGUUUAGAAAGAAUUUUUUGUAUUUUUUAUUCAUAUAUAUUGGAAGAUAUGCAUUUGCAAGACAUCAUCAAUUCAAUACCAACAAUGAAAUGUAUGUAUGAGUAUACUGUAUCGAAUUAUUGUAAGGUUUAGGAGAAGUAAUUUUAUUUUUAUGUUAUCCCUUUUAAUAUUAACAGUAAGUAUUUUAAUUCAAUAUUAACAUCAUAAGACAAGUUUUUAAUUCAAUUUGGAGACAGCUCUACCAAUUAGGUACUAUUAUUUAUAAUCUAUAUGUUCUAAACGACAAAGACAAGGAAAAAGAUACAGCACUAGUCAAGCUUUACUUUGUUCCAAAGAGUAUUUAUUAUAAUGUUAUAUGAUUUAAUGACUUUAGAAGGGAUUCUACAGAACAUGAGAACUUAACAUAAAUAAUCUACAACUAUAUAAGGGAGCUUUCAUACGGUGCUUUAGUUUUACGCAUUGUUGCUAGUCAUAGUUUUAUAAUGUGUAAAUUUUGAUACGAUGUAAUUUUUUUUCUAUUAAUUCAUUAUUUAAAGAUAAGGUUUAUAUUAUACUAAAGCUUUAUACUGUAUUUAAAGAUAAGGUCAAACCAUAUUAUAUUUGGCGCGCAUAAACCUACUUAUAAGUUAAUCUUUUCUAGGUUACGCGCACAGUAUUGUUCAAAAUGCAUAGCAAAUAAGUAAUCAUUUUAAUUUGUAACAUUAAUUUCAUGAUAAUAAAUCAUUCCUGAUAC